Alligator sinensis (Chinese alligator) is the source of this 4150-nucleotide messenger RNA. RefSeq names its product pyridoxal dependent decarboxylase domain containing 1 (gene PDXDC1). The record is from RefSeq and is a predicted model, not a curated record. The transcript is spliced from 22 exons. Bases 148 to 2442 code for a protein of 764 amino acids. NCBI's taxonomy places the organism in Eukaryota, Metazoa, Chordata, Crocodylia, Alligatoridae. Gene Ontology annotation, biological process: carboxylic acid metabolic process. Gene Ontology annotation, cellular component: intracellular membrane-bounded organelle. Gene Ontology annotation, molecular function: pyridoxal phosphate binding; carbon-carbon lyase activity.
UCAUAACAUAUUGUUAGGUUUUGCUGAAAGCUGCUGAUGAAAAACCUGGGUGUAACCCCUUCUGCAUGUCAAGGAAAUGAUGAGGAUUUGAGGGGUAGAAAGUCUCGAUGAGCCCUACUCUUAAAAUAAUAUCUUUCUCAUUCCCAGAUGGUUGAUCCUACCUUAGCAGAAAUGGGGAAGAAUCUUAAUGAGGCCAUGAAAAUGCUAGAAGACAAUCAAAGUGGACAAGAUAUGGUAAGCAUUCUCCAGUUAGUCCAAAACCUUAUGCAUGGAGAUGAAGAGGAGGAGUCAUCACAGUCUUAUCGACUUCAGAAUGUUGGAGAACAGGGUCACAUGGCUUUGCUAGGACAUAGUCUAGCAGCUUAUAUUUCAGUGCUAGACAGGGAAAGACUGAGAAAACUUAUAACAAGAAUCCUUUCAGACACUACACUUUGGCUUUGCAGACUCUUCAGAUAUGAAAAUGGAUCAGCUUACUAUCAUGAAGAUGAUCGUGAAGGUCUAUUAAAAAUCUGUCGGCUUGUUAUUCACUCACGCUAUGAAGACUAUACUGUAGAAGGUUUUAAUGUGUUAUAUAACAAGCAACCUGUUAUAUACCUUAGCUCUGCAGCCAGAACAGGCUUGGGCCAAACUCUCUGUAAUCAGCUGGGGUUACCCCUUUCCUGCAUGUGCCGUGUGCCUUGUAACACUAUGUUUGGAUCCCAGCAUCAAAUGGAUGUUGCUUUGCUGGACAGAUUGAUUAAAGAUGAUAUCGAAUCUGGAAAGCUGCCACUGUUACUUGUAGCAAAUGCUGGUACUCCAGGAGCAGGGCACACAGACAAACUUGGGCGGUUGAAAGAACUUUGUGAGCAAUAUAACAUGUGGCUACAUGUAGAAGGAGUGAAUUUGGCAACUCUGGCAUUAGGCUAUGUCUCCUCUUCACUAUUGGCUGCGACAAAAUGUGACAGCAUGACUCUUACUCUGGGUUCCUGGCUGGGUCUCCCAGCAGUGCCUGCAGUUACACUCUAUAGACAAGAGGAUCCUUCUUUGUCCUUAGCAGCAGGUCUGACAUCAAGUCAGCCUGUAGAGAAACUUCGUGCCCUACCACUAUGGCUCUCCUUGCAGUACUUGGGACAUGAUGGCAUUGUGGAGAGAAUAAAGCAUGCAUCACAGCUAAGUCAGAGGUUGCUGGAAAACUUGAAAAACCUGGAUUUUAUUAAAACUUCGGUUGAAGAUGAACUUAGCUCUCCUGUUGUAGUAUUCAAAUUUUCCCAGGACCAUCCAAAUAUAGAUCAAACACUGCAUGCUUCACAGACCUCUGCAAUUCAACACACUUUAACCAACAAUGAGAGACAUAUUUGUGAUACCUUCAAUCAGUGGCUUGGAGAACAGUUGGCACAGUUGAUUCCAGCCAGUGGAGUUGAUGUGGUUGAACUAGAAGAUGAAGGCACAUGUGUGCGUUUUAGCCCAUUAAUGACUUCUGCAGUGUUAGGAACGGAGGUACAAGAUGUUGAUCAGUUGGUGGACUGCUUAAAAAUGAAGAUACCAGUACUGAUGAGCACACUACAACUAAGAGAUGAAUUUGAGCAAGAAGUGAAAAGAACAGUAGGUUUGUCAUAUAUUGAAGAUCUCAGUUGGCCAGGAUUGGGUGUUAUAAGAUAUGACUACAGAGGUGAUGGGAAGAAUGAUGACAAGCAGGAUAAAGAAUUGGAGAAAAUUAACACUGAACUUCUGAAAAAAUUAAGUGAACUGGAAUCAGAUCUUUCCUUUUCUUUAGGCCCAGAAUUUGGAGGGGAGAAAAACUGUGUGUAUAUUGGCAUGGUAACUGAGGAUCUGGAUGUGUCUGAGCUGGUAGAAACUAUUGCAGCAACAGGCAGAGAAAUUGAAGAAAAUUCUAGACUGUUGGAAAACAUGACUGAGGUUGUUAGAAAAGGGAUACAAGAAGCACAAAUUCAGCUGCAGAGGGCAAAUGAAGAAAGACUUCUUGAAGAGGGGCUGCUGCGCCAGAUUCCUGUCGUCGGUUCUGUGCUGAAUUGGUUUUCUCCAUUUCAAGCUUCACCAAAGGGAAGAACAUUUAACUUAACAGCAGGCUCCCUAGAAUCCACAGAAGCCACCUAUGCAUCAAAAGUGCAGGGGACUGGGACCACACCUCCCCCAACUCCCACUUCUGGUCGCACCAAGCAGAGACUUCCAGGUCAAAAGCUUUUUAAAAGAUCUUUAAGAAGCUCUGAUGGGUUCAGUGAGACCAGUUCAGUCAGUCACACAGAUGACUUGGAAAAGAUGGAACAACAGCCCCAUGCUUCAUCCACUGUACAAGAGCAAGGGACUUCUGAGCCAGAGAAAUCUGAGCAGCAAAAGGAAGUGGCACAGGCAACAAACAGAGAAACUGAAGAUUUCCAAAGUGACAAAUCCCCCAAAUCAGGAAAUGACUGCAUUAAAGUAAAGGAACAGGAAAGCUUAAGAUAAAACCCUGAUGUUGUGGAUUGAGACUUUGUACAGAAAAUGCAUUCCCUUUACCAUAGGGAAGAUGGUGUUGCAUUUAAAAUGUCAACAGUGCCACGUGCUAGUACAGUAACAGCUACUGUAAGUCAUGAUUAACUGGAAUUUUGCACAAGUACAUCAGUGAAAAAGUUCCCCCUCCUCUGCUGGGGAAGGGCAUGAACUCUUUUAUUGUACACUUAUUACAUUUGCUUUAAUCAUAUACACAUUAAUAUCACCAAAGUAAUAAACAAUCUCAUUUAUUAUACUAUUUGUAAACAUUGCCGAAAUAAAUCAUUUGGCAAAAGGUGAUGUUUACUGUAGGAAUCCAGGUGGCAUUAUAGUACUUGAGGAGUUGAUCAGGUAGGAUUAGGAUUGAACAUACAACUGCACCUAGUAAUGUUUGUAAAGUGAUUCUAAUUUAUAUUCAACCUGCCAGUUGCUCACCAUCUUUAUAUAAAUAUAUAGAUAUAUAUGUCAGUUUAGCCUCCACUGUAGAACAAACUUAAGUAGACAAGCUGUCUGCAUUGCAGUUCAUCUCAGUUCUCUUGGAUGUAUUUUGGAUUUGUUUUAUCCCUAAUCCCCAAAACUUCAUUGCCUCUUACUAAGAGGAUUGUCAGCAAUUGUGAGUAAAGGGGAUGUAUACUUGUGUACAUAGGAAUGGCUGAACUGGCAUCCAUCAGUUUUUCCCACUGUUGUUUGCAGUCCACUGAGUUGUUUCUUGAUCUUGUGGGACUAAUGUUACUGACUUACGCCUUUUAGAAAGUGAUAGUGCCUCUGCAUGCCACAACUUCUUGCCCCUCACUGACGAGAAUCGAUACACAUUUUCCUCUGCACGCCACUUAUAUAACCAAAUCUCACUGAACACAUUUUGUAUAGAGUAAAUGUCAUCGGAGUCUUUUUCUGGUGUGUAUUUUUAAAGAUACCUGUUAGGAAAGCUUGAAAACCUGUCAAGUUUGUGGUUUCUACACUAUCACUUUGACUAACAUGGUAAUAUACCUAUUGUAGAUAUUGUACAAAUCCAAAGAAAUUCUAUAAGUUAAUCAUAUCAACUAAGACUGCUUAAAAUCCAUUACAAUCUGGCUAGCUUUUGCCGGAAUCAAAAACUUAAGUUUUUCUCCAUUACUCUGAGUCACUUGACUACACUCCUUCAGGAUUUGCAAUAGCCUCUCUUUGUUAAGGAAGUCCCAGAAAAACUUAAUAGUGCAGAAGAUAUUAAUUGACCUAGUCCUCCAAAACUGACUUGCUAACACUGUUGCCAGCAUUCCCUUUACAUAAAUAUGUAAUUUACCACCUUGUGUAGCAUCAUGCUGACCCUAGCGUUAGUGGGUUGGAUAUUGUUAUAAGGAAAACUGUUAAUUUUAAGUGUACUGCUAACUAACUUUUCCUCUUGGACACCCAGAUUCUGUGCAACUGGGAAGCCUUAAAAUUAUACUUAACUGCAAUUUUGAUUCCAAUAGUUAGGCAAAUCAGAGUGCAAUUUUUCUUAAGUGCAACAACAUAAGUCAACCUGUCUUCCUUAUCAGUUUAUUUGGUGCAAUGACGUAUAUUAAUAUGGGUAAAUUUGUUGGGAAUGAAAUUAUCAACAUAAAACAAAAUUAAUUUUUAAUGUUUUUAUAUUUUGAAAUGGUUAAAAUAGCAGUUUUGUUGGAAUUGAGCUAUGUACUUUAGAUACUACCCAAAUGUUUCAAUAAAA